CCACCUCCACCUCCACUUCGCUCGCUCCCGCUCUCGCCAUGGCCGCCGCGCCCGCGCCAUGAGGUGGCCGCCACCGCCACCGCCACGCCACUCCUCUCCUCUACCCUGCCGCGCGGUGCUGUUUCCUCGUCCGUCCCCAUGCUCCCGCGCUGCCUCGUCGCCGUCGCGGUUCUCCUGCUCGUCGCGUCCCACGCCGCGCGGGGGGAGGAGCGGCGGCGGCUGCUGCUCGCGAGGCAGGACGUGCUCGCGCUCCACGGCCUGCGCGGGUCGAUCGGGGUGCGGGCGGAGUACUGGCCGGUGAAGCGCUAUCCCUGCAGCUGGACUGGCGUCGUGUGCCGCGCCGGGCGCGUCGCGGAGCUCCGUCUCACCGGGCUCCGCCGCACCCGCGCGGGUGCACGGAGCCAGGGGUUCACCGUCGACCCGCUGCGGGAGCUCACGGCGCUCGAGGUUUUCAACGCCUCGGGGUUCCCGCUCCCUGGUCGGAUCCCGGCGUGGUUUGGCACCGGCCUCCCGGCGUCGCUGGAAGUCUUGGACCUCCGCUCCACCUCCGUCAAUAGCACGCUUCCAGCCGAUCUUGGCAUGUCCGGGAACCUGACGACCCUUGACCUCGCCGGUAAUAGCAUCUCCGGCUCGAUUCCGGCGACAUUGUUCCUCAUCAAGGGCCUCAAAUUUCUCGAUCUUUCUGACAACAAUCUCACCGGGGAGCUACCAAACGUGUCUAUCUCUGCCGGUGAUGGAACCGGAGUUUUCAACGCUUCCGGGAAUUCGUUGUACGGUGCCAUUGGAGAUGUGCUUGGGCCCCUCAGGAAGAGAUUUCGUCAGGUUGAUUUGUCGAGAAAUUACUUCACUGAGGUGAUUGGAACUGGAUUUGGGAACAGCUCCGAUGGAGCAGUGGACAUAAACAUGAAUUGCUUGUCCGGAUCAAGCCAGCGAAGCCAGGGGGAUUGUGAAGCAUUCUACAAGAGGAUUGGUGUUUCAUUGCCAGAGCCACCAAAUGCAUUGCCAUCACCAAGCAAGAAAGGGGUGAAGUGGAAGUAUGUACUUGCCGGAGUCCUGGCAGCCGCAGCAUUUUUGGUGGUUCUUUUCCUUGUAGCAUUAGUGUUCUGCUUGAUGAAGAGUGGGGGACGGCGACCGAGAGGAAGAGGGUUGGAGCAGAAUGAGGAAGGGAUUCGUUCGGGGCGCAGGAGUAGCAGCGUUAAUCCUGUGAUGCUGUCAUCCAUGGCAGCAUCACCGGCAGCAAAUGGUGCUGUGAAAGGUCUGCCUACCAUUGUAGAUGAGUUCACCUAUGAGCAGUUGCAUAAUGUUACUGGGGGUUUUGGGGAUGACAAUCUUGUCAAGCAUGGGCACUCUGGGGCCAUUUACCUUGGUGAACUGGAGAGUGGCUUCAAUGUUGUUGUCAAAAAGGUUGAUCUGAAGAGCAGUAAUAAGAACUUGGGGGAAUUGGGCUUCCUUGCAAAGAAUUCCCAUGGGAGGAUUGUUCCAUUGCUGGGGCAUUUGGCCACAGAUGAGGAGGAAUUGCUGGUCUACAAGUACAUGGCAAAGGGAGACUUGACUUCCGCAUUGCACAGGAAGUCAGUGGAUGCUGAGGAGGGGCUGCGCUCGUUGGAUUGGAUAACAAGGCUGAAGAUUGCCAUUGGUGUUGCUGAGGCAUUGUGCUUCCUGCACGAUGAGUGUAGUCCACCAUUGGUUCACAGAGAUAUCCAGGCAAGCAGUGUGCUUCUUGAUGACAAAUUUGAAGUGUGUCUUGGAAGUUUGAGUGAUGUAUGCACUCAACAAAGUGAGGGAAGCAGGAGUUUCUUCUCCAGGAUGUUGAGAUCAUCGAAGUCUCUUGACAAGAACGCAUCAGGUCCACCAGCUAGCUGCUCGUAUGAUGUAUACUGCUUUGGAAAGGUGCUACUGGAGCUAAUCACCGGGAAUUUUGGUGUGAGCGGCUCAAAUGACACUGGUUCAGAGGAGUGGUUGGCAAGAACACUGGAUUUUAUUGACGCCCAUGACAAGGAGGGUCUUUCAAACAUUGUAGACCCUUCACUUGUAGUAGAUGAAGACCACCUAGAAGAGGUAUGGGCAGUCUCCAUUGUUGCGAAGACAUGCCUGAACCCAAAGCCCUCCAGGCGUCCACUGGCUCGGUACAUCCUGAAAGCAUUGGAGAACCCGCUGCGGGUGGUGAGGGAGGAAUUACAGUCGAAUUCAUCACUCACGAGUACUUCAUCUCGAAGCUCUUGGCAUUUUGCUUUUCAUGGGGACUCGCGCAGGAGCUCGGAGCUCAGGCCAACAUUGGGGCAGUCAGCCAGGAAGCAGUCAGUGAAGUCACAAGGAAGUGACGAGGAUGAGGACGAGGAGGAGGAUUCAUUCUCCUUCAAGAGGGCUUCAAGGGAGAUUCUCCCUGACCCGGUAGAGUUGGAAAAGGAUGCAGUUGUGUAGAAUUCACCACAGAUUAGCAAUACAUGCUACUGAGAUUUCAUCUCAGUGUGUAUAAUUCAUCCUCUGAUGCGCAUCUCCUGAUGCCUCUAGGUGAAAAAACUGUGCAUAUAGGAGUUAGACUUGUUUCUCUUUUUCCUUUUCAUUUCAGUGUUGUGUAAUCUGUAACUGAGAUUUUGAGAAUAAGUGGAGCACAAGGGUGCGCGGUGCUUGAAAUGCAAGCGGCCAGAAAUUUUCGUAGACAA
This is a messenger RNA of Oryza sativa Japonica Group (Japanese rice), 2663 nucleotides long. Its product is annotated as probable LRR receptor-like serine/threonine-protein kinase At2g16250. NCBI's taxonomy places the organism in Eukaryota, Viridiplantae, Streptophyta, Magnoliopsida, Poales, Poaceae. Gene Ontology annotation, molecular function: protein binding; ATP binding; protein kinase activity. The record is from RefSeq and is a predicted model, not a curated record. Gene Ontology annotation, biological process: protein phosphorylation.